Magallana angulata is the source of this 1716-nucleotide messenger RNA. Its product is annotated as aplysianin-A-like. The transcript has 4 exons. Lineage: Eukaryota; Metazoa; Mollusca; Bivalvia; Ostreida; Ostreidae. The coding region runs from base 74 to 1285 and encodes 403 amino acids. The record is from RefSeq and is a predicted model, not a curated record.
UACAGGAUGGAGACUCCGGGACAAAGGGUGGAAGAUUGGGAUAUACGAAUACUCAGACCGAGUAGGAGGGAAGAUGUAUUCAAAAUCCUUCCCUGAUGCACCGGAUCUUCCUGUGGAUUUUGGAGCAAUGAGACUAAGACCUGAAGACCAUGUUAGGAUGAUCAAGGCAGGGCGAGAGCUUGGGCUAACCUUUGUUCCUUUUCCUGAAGGUGGAGGUAGAAUUCCUGAGCGAACGCUUCUAUACCUGCGUAAUACCCGUCUAAGAACAUACGAGUUAGGAGGACCCCGAACUCCGUACAGACUAAGACCAGAGGAGCUCAUGAACCCUCGAGAUUUGUCAAGAUUACUUUCUGAAACUUACACUAACUAUAAUGGUACGAACCCAAGGGCUGAACAUUUUAACGCUACCACUAUCGAUGGAGUUCCUGUAUAUCUUCAGAGCUAUGAAAACGUUAUACAAAAAACAGGUAUCAGUUUGGAAGCUCGAACAUAUAUCAGAGACAGCAGUGCUUUUCACGCUGGAUUGGGCCCUACACAGAGCAAUUCACGUUUUUUAAAAACUCGACAAGGAUUCGAGGAGGAAAACACUAGACCUUCAGACCUUCCUUCGUAUGUGACAGUUCCGACGGGGAUGAAUUCCUUCCCUGUGGAAUUCAUGAGGACGUUUCUUGUAUCUAAUCCAAAGAGUAAUCCUCAAUUCCUGUCUGCACUGAAUUCAGUGGUAGACGUGCAAUCCUCAAAGAUAUUCCUGAUUUACAACUAUCCAUGGUGGCUAGGAGGAUCACAUAAUUUCACCUAUACCCAAUCCGAUCUUCCGUACAGACAGUCAUAUAACUGGGGUAUAUCACGGACUGGGAAGGCAGUUCUCCUCAUAUCAUAUGCAGAUACUGAUGCUGUACCAUUUUGGAGCCGACUUCAGAACAUGGGAAACAUAAUCAGUAAGAGAUAUGACGAUACAAGAGUCACGGACGAAGUAGUAAAACAGGCUCACUUACAGUUAUCCAGAGUAUACAACAGACAUGUCAAUAGUAUUCCUGCUCCAAUCGAUGGGAUGAUGUUUAUCUGGAACAAAUAUCCUUAUAAUGGCGGGUGGGUCGUGUGGAAGCCUGGAUCAAGGUGGUACGAUAUCAAAAGAUAUCUCACUCGGCCGUUUCCUCGAGAAAAUAUUUACAUAAAUCACGGUUACUGGGGAGCUGAUCUUAACGGAUGGGGAGAGGGUUCCUUGGAGGGUGCAGAUGACGUUUUGUCUUAUUUCGAUGUACCAUCCUAUUUAAAAACUACUUAACGUCAAAAAGUUUAUAUCUAAAGUUAAUUAAUAUUUUCUGCAUUACAUGUUUAAAAAAGAAGUUAGCUACUGGUAGCAACCUUUUUAAAUGUGGCACAUAGAUCAAAAGAUAUCGAAGAGACAAAACUAUUUUUGAAAAUCACUAUUCAAAGAAUGGAUUUACUACGAUAUUGUCUUUGAAAGUCCUGCAGAUAUUAAAAGUAAAAAUAUUUUCGUAAAACGUCUUAAAAUUCUCAUGAAUUUGAAUUAUUUAUUAAAUGAUUAUGGCUGUAUUGUAAGUUAACACUUGAUAAAUUAACCUUUGUCUGGGAUUAAGAUGAUUCAAUAUAAAGAGAACUUUCGCACCUUGUCAAUUGGUUUUCUAAGACCAUUGUCACAAAUCAAUUGAGUUUCAUUUGUUUAGUAUUGCGGGAUGCAAUCGACUUGGAAAA